Molecule: messenger RNA, 548 nt
Organism: Pisolithus orientalis
Lineage: Eukaryota; Fungi; Basidiomycota; Agaricomycetes; Boletales; Pisolithaceae
Exons: 3
Coding region: 71-469 (132 amino acids)
Source: RefSeq, a predicted model, not a curated record
UCAACCUCAACACGAUGAUACCAAAAGCGACGUAUCUUAUCUUCGUGUCGAAAAGGUGCCGGAUGAAUACAUGGUAGUUGAUGCUCUACGCGCAUUCACUACCCUCCAAUCCGUGCAAGAAACCAAAGAGCUCCUCGACCGCACCGCCAACCUGAUAGAAAAUAUGAUGCCAGAGAUCCGGGAGACGAGCCUAGUGAGAGAGAAGCUUGAAGGCCGACUGUUGGCAAAGAUGAAGAAGAAACCUGAACUUUGGGAUGGGACCGCGAGUAUGGAGAAGAAGGACAGGAAGUUGAGGAUGGAAUGGCUGAGAUCUGAGAGGAAAGCUGAGAGCAUUAGGAAAUGGGAGGAGGAAAAUAAAGAGUUUGCACGGAACGGGCACAGUCCGGAGCCCUACGAGAAUUACUGCCUUACAGACUACUCCUGGAGGCAGUCGCAGUGGGAGUCCCAAGCGGUCGAGGGAGGCAUCUGACAGCGAAAGUUCAGACAGCAGUCGGUCGAAAAGACGGCGUUCAUGACAUCAUCAUAACUACUGCUACCGUGCUCACGUG